Molecule: messenger RNA, 3079 nt
Organism: Gordionus sp. m RMFG-2023
Lineage: Eukaryota; Metazoa; Nematomorpha; Gordioida; Chordodea; Parachordodidae
Exons: 10
Coding region: 31-2439 (802 amino acids)
Molecular function (GO): protein binding; zinc ion binding
Source: RefSeq, a predicted model, not a curated record
UGGAUGCAGACCAGAUUGAGUUGAUAAAUAAUGAAUAAAAUUGAUUUGCAAGUUCAAACAUUAACCGGGCAUGUAUUCAAUCUUAAGGCAUUAGAAAAUGAUACAAUUCUUACUUUAAAAACGAAAAUACUAUUUAAAAAAAAUGUGCCUAUAUCCCAACAACAUCUAAUAUGGAAAUCAAAUGAAUUGACAAAUAGUUACACACUUAACGAAUGUGGAAUUCAAGAUGGUGCAAUUUUGCAGUUAGUAUUGCAUCUCAAGGGAGGACCAAUGUUAAUGCGAAAAUUGUCUUUAUAUAAGGAUGCGGCUAAUUUAAUUAAAAGAGCAAAUAUAUUAGAGGCUUUAAUUGAACAGCAACAUUGGGAUGAUGGUGAACUUUCCAGUGAAAAAAAUUUAAAAUCAAAUAAAUUAAAUUCAUAUAACAAGAAUCCUGAUCAAAAUCCAGAAUAUAGGAAAAAAAUAUAUAAAGAUAAUACUGACUCAUUAUCAGUUAAUCAAUUAACAUUUGAAGAAUCGCCAAAAUCUUGUACAAGUGAUAACUCACCUAAAUCUCCCUCAAAAUCUCUUUCAUUAAAAAAUUUGCCUAACUUUCUUAUGGCAGAAAAUGACUUAAGCAUUGAUAAUAUACCUCUUCAUGAUAUACCAAUUUAUAAAAAUAAGAAUCAAAGUGUUAUCAAAAACAACAAUUAUGCUACAAAAAUUAAGAAUGAUAAAAGUGACCUAAAAUUGUGUUCAGUGUCGAUACCUACCCAUAACUGGAUAUGCAAAACUAGAAUAUCAAGACCCUUGUUAUCUCCCUCAGAGGAUAUGGAAUACGAUGAAUGGGAUGAUGAAGAAGUUAAAUCUAGUAGCGAAUAUUUAAAUCUCAAUGAAAGACCAGCAAAAAUAACUUACUAUAAUCAUAAUAUUACAAAUAAUCCAUAUAAAUUAUCCAAUCGUACAUGUUCAUUUCAAUCUAAUAAUUCUAUAAACACAAGUGCAAAUUAUAAUUCAAAUAUCCUUAGUAGUUGCAAUACAACCUUCAAUAAUUUAAAUAGUCUAAUAGGCACAACUUUAGUGGGAAAAAGAGCAAGGGAAAAUUGGAUUACCAUGACAAAAAUGAAAGCCUUGAGACAACAAAUGGAGAAUUUGAAAUUGAAUAGAAAGCCCAAGCGAAAAUAUAAUUUUUCACACCCAUGGGUUAACAAAUAUUUCAACAAUGUAUCCAAUCCUUCCUCUUCUUCGCCUGUUAAUAAUGGUUUCAACAAUUCUCCCAAUAAUUUUCAAAAAUCUCACACUAUCACCAAUCCUUCUUAUUCUCAUUUCAUCAAUGACGAUUUUAUUUACACUUCUAAGAACUCGAAAGAUUCCAAGGAAUCUAACUCUAGCCCACUUGGUCAGCAAUCAUCAUCUUUCAGACUUAGCCCAGACUGCAUCACUGAAUCCCAGCUCAAAGACUAUUCCUCCUGGAUUCAAAGGUUUGAUAGCACCACAACAGAUCAAGAUGAAUGGGAUGAGUAUAAUACUAACAGCUCAUCAUCAUGCAAAGAAGAAGAGAAUACUAAUCCAUUAAGGAUCGCAAAAUUGGAUAAAUCUCGUAGUUCACCAAUCGAUAAUGAUGUCGCAACGACCUUUGCCAAACAUUUAGUGGAUCGUAUUAUGAUCGGUCAAGAUAUUCUAACACCUAAUACAAUUGAUAAUAACUCGAAUAACGUCAUAACAUCGUCACAAUUACCCGGUCCAUUAUCGAACGAAGUAACUGCUCCAUCCGAUCCAUCACAUAAUGACGUUACAUCACGUGAUAUCACAAGCGACGAAUGUGAAUCAUCUGCUUCCCCGCGAGGGAGUGCCAGCGAGGAAGAAGAAACGGGGCCUGGUGCGCGUACACAACAAAGACGUUCACCGAGAAAUCACUCAACAUUUACUCAUCAAACUUACAACAAAGGAUAUGACAAGAAAUCUAGACCAUUGCACCGAUCCAAUUUCAACUCUAACAAUUAUUCUAGAAUGUCGUCACUCGCCAAACCCCAGAACGAUAUGCCACUCCAUCAGACAUUCCAAAAUCAGAAUAGUCAUUUAAAUUUACUGCACGAUGAAGCUAUCAGCGCGAAUGACAGUUUUGAAGAAUCGACCACCAUACUAGACAAUAUAAAUAAUUCGGCAUGCAUUAGAAAUCGCUAUAUAAGAGAAAGAAAUGAUAAAACGAUCGAAAAUAGUAUUGUCAAGUUUGAAAAUGUAUCUAAUAAUUCGGUAAACAACAACCGGUGUUUCACUUGUCGCAAAAAAACAGGGAUAAUUUCUUCUUUUAAUUGCAGAUGUGGAAACGAAUUUUGUGUACUUCAUAGACACCCAGAAAGUCACGAUUGCACGUUUGAUUACAAAGUCGAGGGAAGAAAACUGAUGGAACUUGCUAACCCAAAAAAUUGCCCUACUACCAUACAAAAAUUGCACAAUUUAUGACAGAUAUAGAUUUUUUUUUUAAAGUUAUCAUUUCGAUUUUAUUUCAAUAAGCGUCGAGUAUUUGUAUCACCUUAUUUUCUUAGAAAAAUGUCAAUUUUUAAUAUAUCUUUGAAUCCGUCUAUUUCAUAGCAGAAUUUUAAAAAAAUAAUAAUGAUAAAUUGAGCAUCCCUUUGAAAUACUUAAGGGAGAUAUCAACCUUUUUUUGUAUAAAUUUUUUUUUGGAAAAAUUUAUUAAAAUGAGGGAUCGUAAAAUUUUAAUAUAUUUUAAUAAAUUUUAAAGAGAAAUAUCAAAAAUAAAUAAAAUGGAAUUCCUUUUUUUUCUUCUUAUGUAUAAUUUAAUAUAUAAAAAAUUGAUCAAAUAGGGUUCGAAAUAAAUUUUGUUAUGGUCACCCAUCGCGAUUGAAAGUCUGCACUAUACCCACUUUAUCACCUUAUUAUUAUUAUCAUCAUUUGCGUCUUUAUCAUUAUCACCCUAUUAUUAUUCGCGUAAUAUAAAUAUCUCAAAAUUUAUAGUUUUAAAAUAUUUUGUGUAAUUAUUUUGAUGGUAUGCAUGUUUGAUCAUAUUUUAUAAUAAUUAAUAUGUCAUCAUCUAGACUAAAUUUCCCUUUCAACUAUUCAUGUCAAAAAAAAAAUUAAUGAA